This is a messenger RNA of Symbiodinium necroappetens, 921 nucleotides long. Lineage: Eukaryota; Dinophyceae; Suessiales; Symbiodiniaceae. The record is from the annotation of a GenBank genome assembly.
AUGGGAGCGUACCACGAAAGCUUGCCAAGGGCGGUUCCUGCAGCCAGCCUGGGUAACCCAACAGUCUUGCCACCGGCGCCCCCGAAGGCUGGGGGUGUCAGCCUCAGGGAGGGGCCGGGAGGCCGAGGCAACCAGGGUGAGGAAAGGCUCCAAGCUAUUUUCGCGAAGGCAAAGGCGCCCAGCCUCACACCGCAUGACAAGGCAGUACUGGAAGAGGGCAGAUUGUGGACUCUUUACGGCCCCGAGCCCACGAAGGGGGAGGGCUUCCCACCCUUCAUGGCCGGACAGGAUCGAGUUGCGUUCACCUCCCAAGACCUGGUGCUCAAGCUGUCGGAGCAACCCCAGCAGCAGGAGCUCACCUACGCCAGCCUCCUGCCAGGCAUAGCUGCGCCAGUUUUCUGGGUGGAGGAUGUUGAAGUCGUUCUUCAUGAUGACAAAGGAGGAGAGCAACGCCUGCCGAUGACGCUUCUCUGCCAAACACCCGUGGUCAAAGCAGCAGAUGUUAUGGAGCAAAGGGGGGCCACGUUCUCCUUCAAGUUCCUCUGCCACGUCGGGUGUGUGCUCACGUGGCUUUGGACUCAAAAUCUCCACCUUUUGGACCUGGGAGAGUCCAAUAUGGGUAUGGAGACCUCCUCUACGGCGGAGCCGUACCCGGCACUCCGCUACUUCGACCUGCUGUCUUGGCGGCGUCAGGCCAAACCUGACGCAAAGUGGCAUGGCUACCACAAACUGGCACAAAAAAUGUGCCCCAUGCAUGCCAACUGGAUCCGAACCGUGUGCUCUGAGGUCACACAAGAUGCCCCGAAAGUAUUCCGCAGACUUGCUUCGGAGUGCCAAGGGUAUGUCGACCGCCUGAACCAAGCCGGGGUGAUGGUGGAAGGCGAGCUUUCGCCCAGGCAAAUCUUUCUCAACCGUGGGUGA